Molecule: messenger RNA, 915 nt
Organism: Nannospalax galili (Upper Galilee mountains blind mole rat)
Lineage: Eukaryota; Metazoa; Chordata; Mammalia; Rodentia; Spalacidae
Product: olfactory receptor 688
Biological process (GO): G protein-coupled receptor signaling pathway
Cellular component (GO): membrane
Molecular function (GO): G protein-coupled receptor activity; olfactory receptor activity
Source: RefSeq, a predicted model, not a curated record
AUGGAUACUGUCCUGCAUGCAAUCAACAGCUCAGAGUUUCAAGUGUCUAAGUUCAUCCUCCUGGGGUUCCCCAGCAUUCAUGAGUGGCAGCACUGGCUCUCCAUGCCAAUGACUGUCCUCUACCUCUUAGCACUUGGUGCUAAUCUCCUUAUCUUGACCACCAUUCACCGUGAAUUCACCAGCCUACAUCAGCCCAUGAAUCAGUUCCUUGGUAUCCUGGCUAUAGUGGAUACUGGCUUGGCUACCACCAGCAUGCCCAAGAUCCUGGCCAUCCUAUGGUUUGAUGCAAAAUCCGUCAGCCUCCCUGAGUGUUUUGCACAGAUCUAUGCCAUCCACUCUUUCAUGUGCAUGGAGUUAGGCAUCUUAUGCAUGGCAGUGGAUAGAUAUAUAGCCAUUUGCUAUCCCCUUCAGCACCCUUCCAUAAUCACUGAAGCUUUUGUACUCAAAGCCACACUGUGCAUUUUGCUCAGGAAUGGUCUGCUGACCAUCCCCGUGCCCGUGCUCGCUGCUCAGAGACAAUACUGCUCCAGAAAUGAAAUUGACCACUGCCUAUGUUCAAACUUGGGGGUCACUAGUCUGGCUUUUGAUGACAUCACUGUGAACAGAUUUUACCAGUUGACCUUGACUUUGAUUAUUCGCUCUGUAAUGAUGCUGAACUCUGCUGAGGCAACAUCUAAGGCCCUCAGAACCUGCAGCUCCCAUCUCAUCCUCAUUUUUUUUUACACAGCUGUUAUUCUAGUAUCUGUCACCCACCUGGCAGGAAGGAAGGUUCCCUUCAUCCCUGUUCUCCUCAAUGUGCUCCGUAUUGUGGUCCCCCCAUCCCUUAACCCCAUGGUGUAUGCUCUUAGGACACACGAGCUGAGGAUGGGCUUCCAGAGGGUGCUGGGAUUGAGUGAGCAUGUGUCCAGAAAGUGA